Molecule: messenger RNA, 891 nt
Organism: Miscanthus lutarioriparius
Lineage: Eukaryota; Viridiplantae; Streptophyta; Magnoliopsida; Poales; Poaceae
Source: the annotation of a GenBank genome assembly
AUGGACCACGACAGGUUGAAUUCGCCGAGCACGUCGGCUAUUUCGCUGGAGGUGAUGGACCACCGGCUACAUAUUUCACAGGAUCCAAACUCCAAGCACCUUGGGACCACAGUCUGGGAUGCAUCAAUGGUGUUUGUCAAGUUCUUGGAAAAGAAUAGCAGAAAAGGUCGGUUUUGUCCAUCCAAGUUAAAAGGAAAGAGAGUGAUUGAAUUAGGAGCUGGCUGUGGUCUAGCUGGGUUUGGAAUGGCGUUGUUAGGUUGUGAUGUUACAACAACUGACCAAGUCGAGGUGCUCCCACUGCUCAUGAGAAAUGUUGAACGCAACAGAUCUUGGAUUUCACAAUCGAAUUCUGACUCAGAUUCCAUCGGCUCAAUUACAGUUGCAGAAUUGGAUUGGGGGAACAAAGAACAUAUCAAGGCCGUUGAACCUCCAUUUGAUUACAUCAUUGGAACUGACGUUGUUUAUUCAGAGCAUCUGUUGCAACCUCUAAUGGAGACAAUUACUGCAUUAUCUGGUCCCAAAACAAAAAUAUUGCUAGGAUACGAGAUCCGUUCGACCACAGUCCACGAGAAGAUGAUGGAAAUGUGGAAAAGCAAUUUCAUUGUGAAAACAGUCUCUAAAUCAAAGAUGGAUGUGAAAUAUCAACAUCCUAGCAUACAUCUCUACAUGAUGGACCUGAAAGCACCAUUGAUCCCGGAGGUUGAGGCUACCGAUAAUGGGAACGACGAGGAAGAGGUUGUUUCGAAUCCAGGGGAAGACGAAGAUCCUGGAGUGAAGAGCGACUCUUGUUCCGGCUCGUCACCAGAGGCUAAGAGCGGCGGUCUGGAUGAUUGGGAAAUCAGAAGGUGUGGGGCUAUGGCUGCAAGGCUUCUGAAGGAUGUGAAACUGUAA